AUGUUAACCAAACUUCUGCUUCUGUCGCUGGCCGCAGCCGUCAUCGGCGGUACGUUUCCGCCUUUAAUCAGCAUUUAAAUAUGAUUGUUCAGUUGCGGUGAUCAGUCGAAAGGAGGGAGAACGAUGCGACGAGCAUUUCCGUUGCGUGGAUCCUUUACUUUGCGAGAUCACCCAAGUAAUUUUAUUUGAAUUUUAUUACGUGUAUUGUUCCAAUAGUUUUUAAUUUCAGUUCCAACUAUGGAAUAGAACAUUUUCAAGGCUUUUUGUUUGAAAUUUUUUCAUGAGUCAUUUUUGAAAUAGCUAUUUAGAAACGUUUUUCAAAGAGAAUGGCUUGGCAAAUUUUUUAACCCAGCAAGCGAGAAUUUUAUCAUUUUGCACAACAAAAAAAAAUCGAAUCUCCUUAAUGCACUAUUUUUAUAAGUGAAGAAUUUUUCAGUACUUCUAUCACGAGAAGCCAGUGCCCAGAUGUGUCCACGAUGGUAAGUUUUGUUCUUUCAAUCGUUGUUAUUCUGAUUGAAUUUUAGCAUUGUGCAAUAUUAUUUUGAAUUUUAGCCAGGAAAAACUGGAUCGUCACCCGCAAGCUGAACGAAUCGUGCACAAUUCUUCAGUGGUGCGUCUACCCUCUUGCGUGCAGGGACAUCGGAGUAUGUUUAAAAUUUCUUUUCACAAUUACGAACUUCAAAGAUUCAUGGAACUUUCCUGAAACUCUUUAUUGGUGACUCAGGCAAAUCCUGGGAAGGUUUUGGGAAGAUAACCAGCAAGAUGUUGGAAGGUGAGUAGAAGCUAGAGGGUCAUGGGUAGGUCUUUGAAAGGUGUUCGGAAGGUAGUUGGAAAGUCUUUGAAAGGUAAAAAUGGAAAAUGCCUGCCAGAAACCUCCCAGAAGCCUGCUGGAAAGCUUCCGUCAGGCAUUUUUCUAAGUAGAAGGUUUUGGGAAGCUAUGUGGAAGGCGCUAGACCAAUUGCUGGAAAGUUUCUAAGCGCUUUCCGAGGAACCGAAAGCAGAAACUUCCCGACUUUUAACUGUGGACUAGUUCUCGCAAUUCAGUAAAAACUAAUUUGAAAAUGAUUUCGGAAAACUCAGGUGGAACACCCUGAUGGGUCGCCCUUCACGUGUGUUGAAGAAAGCAGAAAAUACAGUAAGUUUUAACGUACCAUUGAAAAUCCCCGUUUUCUUCUGCAGACGAACGGCCGUGGUUAAGGCAGCUUGGAGAAACCUGCAGCUCGUACCAAUGGUGCGAUCAGGGCCUGAAGUGCGAGCCGAGCGUAAGUUUUAUUUUUAAAAAAAUGAUUCCAACAGAUUCGAAAAAAAGUUGUAUGAUGAGCUUCACUUUCCUUGAAUUAAUCGUGAAUCUUUAGUUUAUUUUUCACGAAAAACAAAAAAGUCUCUCUAACUUGAUUUCAGAACGACCAGUGGAAAAGGUGCGUGAGGCAGACGAGAAACAUCUGCGGGUGUGUCUCCGUGGAAAGACACAAGAAACUGACGACUCCGAGAUUUGAAACAGCUCUGUAAUUUUUUUAUUCUUCCUAGUUCGAGGCAGCUGUCGAAAGCUCAAAAAAUUUUCGGCUUUAAAAUUGCUUGCGAUUCAAGCUUGUCACAUUUUUGGAGACAUUAGUGCUCAAUGGUUUAUGAUUUUCACAGAAAGGUUCGAAUCUUUUUUCAUUACAUUUUUUCAGAAGCCAAUGCUAUAGAAAGCACGCUCACGAACUUUGA
Molecule: messenger RNA, 1710 nt
Organism: Caenorhabditis auriculariae
Lineage: Eukaryota; Metazoa; Nematoda; Chromadorea; Rhabditida; Rhabditidae
Source: the annotation of a GenBank genome assembly